AUGCUCGCUCAACUCUUUGCCCUUCUUCCCCUUCUCGCUGUCGCCUCGGCCAGCCCCAUCGAGAAGCGCGACGACAGUGUCCUCAUCCGGGCCGGUCGCGACGGCAAGUGUCUCGCCCUUGCCGGUCUCCCUAACACCCUCAAGUACAACUUGAUCGACAACGGAACCCCCGUCAUCACCACCGACUGCGCCAACGCCAACACUUGGUCCAUCAACCGCGGCAGCGGAUCCAUCACCGUCCCCAACACCGGCUACGCUCUCGACAUCGGACUCAACCCGGGCAACAACGGCGCCCUCAAGGUCUGGACCUCGUACCCCGGCGCCAAGCAGCAGACCUGGUACUACACCGACGACAACCGUAUUGCCCAGACCGGCGGUAACCAGUGCCUCGACGAGGGGGACAACGGUGUCCAGACCUACGAGUGCACCACCGGCAACACCAACCAGAUCUGGUACACCGGCGCCGGUAGCGGAUCUUCCACCCCCUCCACCACCACUGCUUCCACUCCUGCCACCACCACCGCCCCCGCCUCCUCGGGCAGCGACCCCCUCCCCAGCAUCCCCAAGGGUGACGUCCCCGCCGAUGUCGCCGGCCAGGGUAAGCGUAUCCGUCUCGUCGGCCGUGACGACCUUUGCGUGACCGUCGCCGGUGGCUUCGCCGGCAUCAACACCCGCGUCGGACUUGCGAGCUGCUUCGCCAACGGUGACACCUUCACCUUCGCCCAGCUGUUCGACGUCCCCGCUCAGGGCUCCACCGGCCCAAUCCGCGUGCACAGCAGCCCCAACCUCUGCCUUGACGCUGGCUCGAACCCCUCCAACGGCGUCGGUGCCAAGCUCUACACCUGCUACGACGGCCUUGCCCAGCAGCAAUGGACUUACUCCGGUACCACUCUCCGCACCGCGAACAACCAAUGCUUCGACAUCGUCAAGGAGUCCAGCCAGUCCUUCGAGAAGCCCUACCCCACCGACAGGGAUGCUCAAACUUGGGAGUGCUCCAACAACGGCGACCCCUACCAGCAGUUCGAGGUCCUUGCCUAA
Dioszegia hungarica is the source of this 1038-nucleotide messenger RNA. RefSeq names its product ricin B lectin domain-containing protein. The record is from RefSeq and is a predicted model, not a curated record. Bases 1 to 1038 code for a protein of 345 amino acids. Lineage: Eukaryota; Fungi; Basidiomycota; Tremellomycetes; Tremellales; Bulleribasidiaceae. The transcript has 6 exons.